CGUACUUUAACCUUUAACCUCUAUAGAUAGGCUGAUAGACGAUAGCCCGAAAUCUUGAUCAUAUUUAUAUUCCUAUAUACAUAGUGGUAGAUAUAAUACAACAAUAUUUUGUUAUAUAGUUAUAUAUUAUAAUAGUAGAUAUAAAUUAUAGCAUGAUUUAAGCCCAAAUUUUGGAUUAUCUAUAUUGUACAAUUAUUGAAUGAUAUUUCUUGCAAAAAUAAUACAAAUAUGAAUCAAGCCAGAAUUUCUAAUAUAGUUUCUAAAUUAAAUUAUAAAAUACAACCAAAAGCUCGGAGAUUAAAAAAUGUUAAUGGUCCAGAAGGAAGAAUAUUUAAAUUACAAAAAACUUUAACUGCUCUUUUAAAAUAUGAAAGGAUAGAACUAAACUAUAAUCGAGCUGAUGAGACAAGAGGUUAUAUUGAACAACUUAUAUCUAAAGUUAUGCAAAAUGGUUGUAACAAAAAUAUGAUGGAACUAGCAGACUAUUGGAUCUUGGAAAAACAGUUAAUUCAUAAAUUAUUUAAUGUACUACCUUCAAGAUACUGUGGAUCGACUAUAUAUACUAACUUAUAUCACUCCCCUCGAGAGUUUCCAGGAAUCCACUACAAGCGGGCAGUAUUAGAACUUAAAGGAAACCCAUUUCCAAGCAUUGUAACGCAUUCUACAGAUGGAGGUUUGCUUAUACAAAAUGUACUCUUAAAUCAAGCUAAAAAAGAGUAUAGCUCUCGACAAUAUGAAAAAACAGCAGAAAAUAUCACGAAUACGUAAUAAAAACAUAUGUACCCUGUACAAAUAAUUAUAAUACAGGAAUAUGCGCCCAGUAUAGAACUACUUAACGACUUUGGCUAUAACUUUCGAUUAGGACGGUGAAAACUACUCAACCUGGAGGAUUUAUUUGCAUGCUGUUAUAGGGACUUUUAAUACUCUGCGUAGCAAGGCCAUUAAAGCUAAUUUUUUGGAUAUCGAAAAAGUGUCACCCGGUUUGGAACGCCAUUGAUAUUUACAAUAAUUACAAUAUGUAUACAACGCCCUCUUCAGCGGCGGCUUUUGCAUUGCGUUUUUUGCGGUAAGAGAGCUCUCUGCGUGCGGAAAA
Nasonia vitripennis (jewel wasp) is the source of this 1093-nucleotide messenger RNA. RefSeq names its product mitochondrial ribosomal protein L17 (gene mRpL17). NCBI's taxonomy places the organism in Eukaryota, Metazoa, Arthropoda, Insecta, Hymenoptera, Pteromalidae. The transcript has 5 exons. Gene Ontology annotation, biological process: translation. The record is from RefSeq and is a predicted model, not a curated record. The coding region runs from base 229 to 768 and encodes 179 amino acids. Gene Ontology annotation, molecular function: structural constituent of ribosome. Gene Ontology annotation, cellular component: ribosome; mitochondrial large ribosomal subunit.